AUGGCUAACAUCGAUCAAAAACUUCUAACAUCCCGGCAUCGAAUUUUAGAACGAAUUAAAAGCUUCAAAGAAUUCUUAGACGCAUACGACACCAAUCCGAAUUCGUUAAUUUUAAAAUUGAGACAUAAGCAAAUAAUCACAGAUUAUGAAGAACACGAGAAGGUUCAAAAUAGCAUAGAAGCAAAAACUGAUGCAGGAAACGUAGCUGCCGAAAUAGCAGAAAGAAUCAAAAUCGAGAACGAAAAAUAUAUAUUAUUGGCAAGGGUGCUAGAAAUAUUAGACAAGGUAGCUCUAGUUACGGUAGAUGGUUCAAGCAAUAUUUCAAACAAUCAUGACAAUAGUGAAACACACGGCGCAACAUCACCCGCAUUCAAUCAAGUCGACACUCCAGGAAUUCAUAUCAAUUUACCUAAGCUCGACUUGCCUAAAUUCAGCGGUUCGUAUGAGGCAUGGCCAGGUUUCGCGGAUUCCUUUUGUUCGGCUAUACACAAUAUGCCGCGUUUCAGCGACGCGCAAAAAUUAAUCUAUUUGCGAUCAUGUUUGACCGGAAAUUCCGCGGAUAAAAUCGAAUCCUUACAAAGUACCGAUGCAAACUAUACGGUAGCGUGGGAUUUACUCGAAAAAUCCUAUAACGAUCCAAACGCAUUAUUAAUUAAACAUGUGAAAGCGUUUUUUGAGUUCCCCACGUGUAACAAAGCAUCGUCUCGAUCUAUUGGUGAUAUUUCGGAUUCAGCAAGAAAGCAUUAUCGCGCAUUAGAAGCAUUACAAAAACCAUUUUUAGAGAUCUUUCCAAUUUAUGCAGUAAUAUCAAAGCUUGAUGAUGAAACACGUCUUAAAUGGAAGGAAACUCUUUGCAAUAAUACCAUUCCCACAAUAGAAAAUCUGCUCGAAUUUUUACACAAUCGUCAAAGAGUCUUAGAGGAUACUAAGCCGCAAAGAACAGACAAAUCCUACAACUCGUCUAAUUUUACAUCUUCACUAAACAAAUCGCGACCUCAAAAAUCUUACUCAGCUCAAAUAAACGUUAAACCACCUUAUUGCUGUUUAUGCAAAUCGGAUCAUUACACCCAGAAUUGCGAGAAAAUCGUCAAUGCUACCAUGGAUGAGCGCGAGAGAAUAGUAAAGGAGUACAAGUUAUGCUUAAAUUGCUUACGCGCUAAUCAUGAAAUACAAGAUUGCAAAUCUAAGGGCUGUAAAAGAUGUAAUAAACGCCAUCAUACUUUGUUGCAUAAGGACUUACCCAACAAUCCAUCAAUUAAUUCUCAAGCGAACAGUCUAAAAUCUAAUAUUGCGUGUUUAUAUUCUAGUUAUUCGAGUCAAAUUCUCUUAGCGACAGCACAAAUAGAUUUCUUAGAUCGCGACGGAAACCCGCACUCUGCUCGAGUUCUUUUAGAUUCUUGCUCUCAGGCAAACUUUAUAACGAAAAAUUUAGCUGACAAACUGAAGUUGCCUCGGUACGAUAUCAACGUGUCUGUGUCUGGCAUAAACGACACUGUCAUGCAUUACAGGAAUAUGAUAAACGCCAAAUUUAAAUCUAGAGUCCAUGAUUACUCCAACGAAUUAGAAUUCCUUGUUCGCGACAGAUUUCCUGAUGUUGUUCCCGCAUAUUAA
Molecule: messenger RNA, 1611 nt
Organism: Ceratina calcarata
Lineage: Eukaryota; Metazoa; Arthropoda; Insecta; Hymenoptera; Apidae
Exons: 1
Coding region: 1-1611 (536 amino acids)
Source: RefSeq, a predicted model, not a curated record